Molecule: messenger RNA, 2129 nt
Organism: Hydra vulgaris (swiftwater hydra)
Lineage: Eukaryota; Metazoa; Cnidaria; Hydrozoa; Anthoathecata; Hydridae
Source: RefSeq, a predicted model, not a curated record
AGUUUUAGGCAAUCUUAGCAACAUGAAAGAUUAUUUUUAGUAGCAUGUUGGUAUGUGUUGAUAUAGUUAUCUGAAAGCCUAUUUCAGUAUUCUGUGUUGUUGGAAUAAAUUGAAGCAGGCAAUCAGUUAACAGAAAACACAGCACAAAAUAAUUUAAGUACUCAAAGAAGAUCUAACUAUCAUUAAACCAUUUUAAUAAAAUUAUAAUAAAACAAUUAGAGUGCAAACAAGACUUUUAACCAUAAAAAAAUGAAGUUUUUAUACUUAUGGCGUAAAAAAACUGGCUUCUUUAUUUUUUAUGGAAAAUGCAACAAAUCAGGCCGUGUAAUUUAAGUAGGCCAUGGAUAAAUAAAGUUUAAUUAACUGGUUUCUUAAUAUAAAUUAGUUUUUUUGAUUUACUUGACAAUUGAGUAUGGCUCAAUUACCCUCUGAAUUGUUUCAUGCGUUUCUUGAAGAAUUGUCUCUCAAGAAGUUAGAGAAUAGUAUGCAGGUUCUUGAAGAAAAUGGUAUUGAUGCUGAUGCGAUGGUGCUGGUUACCAUUGAAGAUUUAAAGUUAAUGUUUCCAAAGCUUGGAGAUUUUUUAAAGAUUAAGAGUGUAUUUUUAGCUAUAUAUUCUAAGAAUGUACAGCCUCCUUGUCUUAUCAAUACCAAUGAAGCAUAUAUACCUUUAGAAAGCUCUGCAUCUACAUAUACUGAUGUAAGACAGUCUAUUGAACCAACAACAACAAUCACAACAGAUCAAAUAAGUUUUAAUGUUGUCAGCAGUUCUUCUAGUUCACAUCAAUGUCAAUAUAAGUUUGACAUUGACUCUAUGUUGAAAGAUCACCCUAAAGGUGCAUCAAUCUUAUCCGAAUAUGAACGAACCGGACAGUUAGUCUUGAUGAAAGAUCUUUUUGUGCUUAUUAUUGUUGGAAAUCUUGUAAAAGAUAGUAACUGCUAUCCCAAUACAGAGAAAAAAAAGGCUUUAGCACUAGAAGUGAUAAACCGCUUUCCAACCUUAAGAAGUGGUAAUGGUGAUGGUUAUGAUGCUUACUUCAGACAGUAUGUUGAAGUAUUACGAAACGGAAAAGUUAAAAAAUAUUCCCCAUCAGGCUAUAUUGAAGAGCGUUUGAAAACGCUGAGAAAACAACUGCCAAUUACUGACAAGCCACACAAGCCGCAUCAGAAGCGCCUAAGAACAGAUGCAGUUGAUCUAGUCAAUGGACCCAUAACAGAGUAUUUUACAGAAGAUGAAAGGGUGCUCACCCAUGAACUUUUAAACGAGACACCUAACGAGAAUCGCAUAAAAAUUGUUAUGGCAUCAACUUAUGAAAGUCGCAGUCUCUGGGUGAGGGAAGGAAGACCUCCAAUAAAAACAUUUUUUUCAUCAUUUCCCCCAUUAAAAAAUAUUUACUCAUCUGCGUUUGAAGAGGAAUUCUGCAGAAGUGCACCCAACAGCAAACGGUUAGUGGAUGGGCUGGGAAACUGUUUUUCACGGAUCCUUUUGUAUGCCAAAGGAAAACGCAAAGGGUUGUCAACCGAUCUUACAAUAUUACUUGACGAAAUAGCAGCUAACAACAACCUGCUUGAAGAUACCAAAGAAGAAUACGCUCUAUUACUACUUCCACUUAUGUUAACGGUUCCUAUGCGAAAUCGGCAACGUGCCUCGGUUGCUGAAGUUUGCAAGCGAUUUAUCCAGCUUCAUCCUUAUGGAACUUCAAUGGACGAAAUUCUUUCUAAAAUCAAAAGUGACAGUAUUAAACAACCAAUAAUUAUUGCAUUGGGUGUAACUGGCAACAUUAGCCAAUCCUUUAUUGUUGUAGAAAACGAAGUUAUUGAAUCGCGUUGUAUGGUAUCUGCUGUUGAUAAGUGUUUCAAGCUACACUACAUCGGUCAAAUUGAGUACGACCAAAGUGUUAGCCAUGUUUGGCAGUUUUUGCAAGUGCAUUUUUAUGGGAUCUUAGAUAAUGUUCCUAUCUCAGAAUGUGUACGUGAUCUUGUUACUUUUUUAAAAGCACGUUAAAUAUAUUUGACACUCUUUUAAAUAAGCAACAUCUGCACACAUUGUGAUAUAGAAAAAUUAUUAAUUGUUAUUCAAAUGCACGCAUCAACAAAAUCUUUUUUAUUUUAUUUGCAGUAUAUACUAAAAA